CGAACUUACAAAAGCGGACUCGCACACAUUGAGGUUCCAUCAACCUUCCUCACACGCAACCAGUAAAGAACGUUAAUUAUUUCAAAGGUGUCCAUUGUCAAGAUCCAACUACCUCCUCAUUCCACAGUUUUCCUUCAGUCGUAUGAGGCAUAUCUUCAUUCCUGUCUGCCGUUCCCAUUCAGAUUUUGAGAAGGCCGAGGAUUGAUGAAGAAAGAGUAUACUGUCAGAAUAUUUCCCUUGAUAUUCAUGAUAUAGAAGUAUGGAUCAAGAAAUCCGUUUAGGUGUGAUUCCAGCAGAUCAAAGGAUUACCUUGUCUUGGAGCAAUAUCAACGUGACCUUUACACCAGGCAGAGGAUUGUUGGACAAGGUGAGAGGGCGCCCUUCGCCUCCAUCGACACGCAUUCUGAAAGAAGUAUCUGGUGUUGCCAAGCCAGGAAGACUCAUGGCACUAAUGGGAGCGAGUGGCGCAGGAAAAACCACUUUGCUGAACGUACUGACUAAUCGAGGUAUCUCUGACCUAGAGGUGACUGGGAAUGUACUGCUAAACGGGCAACGCAUGAGUGAGCUGGGCCCAGCAUUGAAUGAACUGAUCGGCUAUGUUCAGCAAAACGACAUUCUUCCACCGACACUGACCGUGAGGGAAUACCUGGUAUUUACGGGUACGAUGACGAUGUACAAACGACUCACCUCGCAACAGAUCUACAACAAAGUCGACGAAUUGUUAACACAGUUUUCUAUGUUAGAUUGUGCUGACAGUUUGAUCGACGUGGGAACAUUCUGCAUAUCUGGGAGUGAACGCAAACGGCUUUCUGUUGCCUGCAAGCUAUUUGGUGAGAGACGAUUGUUAUUUCUUGACGAGCCGACUACUGGUCUUGAUUCCUACGUGGCUCAGCUCCUCAUUGGUAACCUACGUUCCUUGGCCGACCUCGGGUACAACAUUGUCUGUACUAUUCACCAACCAUCAUCACAGGUCUUCAAUAUGUUUGAUCAACUAUUCCUUUUGGCAGACGGACGCUGUGUUUAUUUCGGUGAACGCGAAGAAGCUGUCCCCUAUUUCUCGGUGUUUGGAUAUACGUGCCCGGACACCUUUUCUCCGGCGGACUAUUUGAUAGACCUCCUGGCUAUUAAACCAGGGAGGGAAUGUGCAUGCUUAGAUAGGGUCGAGAGCAUAGCUAAUGCCUUCUCGGAGAGUACAAUGGCCAAGACUGUGCACGACCUGCUGUGUGAGGAGUAUGAACGUGUUGGAGACAAUGAAAGCAUUCAUUUAGAAAGCAGUGUUUCAAAAAGCAAACAGGCACCAAGGAUGUCUCAGUUCAUUUAUCUCUUUUGGAGGUGUUCGAUUGGUCUCUGGCGGUACCCACUCCUCAUUCUACUUCGUUUCUUGCUAAUCACAUGCGCAUGCGUGCUACUGAUGGUGAUAUACGUGCAUCCAGAUGACACAUACACAGAGUCACGUGCUAAUGGCAUCCAGGGACUACUAUUCUUUAUGUCAUCAUUUUUCAUCAUAUUCAAUUCUCUUCUCAUACUUUCCGUGUUACCCAGCGAUCUGCCGUUGAUUGUACGAGAGCACAGGGACGGACUAUACCAUCUCAGUUCAUAUUAUAUUACCACUUUCCUCGUACAGAGUAUUAUAGGAUCGUGCUUCAUGAUUGCGUCGACAUGCGCAGUCUACUUCGUCGUCGGUCUCAAGAAAGAUCCUCAAACAUUUUUCAGCGCCAUGGGUAUCCUCAUCAUCGUCUUCCUUAUCAACGUCGGUUUCGCCGCCUUGGUGUCAGCUAUCUAUGAAACGGCUGGGAAUACAGUCUCGCAGUCGAUACCCCUCGUCUUCCUCUCGAACGUUCUCGGGGGUUACUUCUGUCUCCUUGGGUCUAUUCCACAUUUUCUGGACCCACUUUUGUACAUCAACUGGUUGCCAUGGGGAUAUGAGAUGUUAUCAAUUAACCAAUGGCGAGGGGUUGAACUUGAAUGCACUAACACUUCAUGUUUGACGGGAGAUGAUGUGCUACAUAGAUGGGGACUUGACAAGAACGCCUUUGAAAAGAACUUCAUUCUCAUCUUGUUUCAACUCGCUGGAUAUCACGUAGUUGCCUUUAUUAUUCUUUCCCUUAAAAUGAGAUUCAAGUGGUCUGGUUGAAAUGAUUAGUCAAAAUACUUUAAAUGAAUUAAAGUGCAAUAAAAUCAUUUGGUAAAAAAAAAUCAAAUUGGAGAGGGGAAAAACUUACUUGAUCAACUAGUCACUGUGCUUCUUGGGUCUUAUUUUUCUAUAGGUUUUAUUAUGAUCAUAUUCUUGAUGACAAACUGAUUUUGUAUGAAUUUAUAUUAUUUUUAAUGUGAAAUUUAUGAAAUGGAAGUAGAUGAAUAAAUGAAAUAAUCAUCAUAUGAAAUGAAAUACUCAUAACAUUUUACGACUCAAGUCUUUUUAAGUCGAUUUCUUUCCGAGUCCUAUUUUAUUGACAUUAUUACCAUUUUGUUAUUUACUUUAAAUCCAACUUUAAGUUAGCUUAUUGUUAUUGGAAUACUUGUAAUUAUUUAAGUAUAUUAUUACUUAGAGACAGAAUAUAUUAUUAUUAUUUAUUUCCUACAAUGUGUAUUAGGAGAAACUAAUGGUAUUACCAAAGCACCUUUUUUUAUACUAGUUUGCAUUUCAAAAGGGCCAUCUUCACCAUAAAAUGCGAGGUGAAUUGGAUAAAGAGUUAUUAAAGGGGUACUCCGGGCUGAGAACAAUGUGCUUUAACAGAAUUGUUGAUAAACUAAACUCCGAUAAACAAUAUAUUGAAAAUUUUAACAACAUUUGGACAAGGGAUAAGAAAAUUAUGACAUUUUAAAGUUUUACAUUAUCAAUUUUCUUUCGAAAUGCCAUAAUUAUGUGAAUAUUGUAUAUGAUUAUUUUGAUCAGUUUAAUAAAACAUGCGAAGAUUUGCAUUAUUUCGGUGAAACAUUUAAAUGCAUGUCUUCAUGAAUAUGAGCAAGCUGAUGAUGUCAUAUCCC
Messenger RNA from Lytechinus variegatus (green sea urchin), 2988 nucleotides. RefSeq names its product protein white-like. The transcript is spliced from 18 exons. Lineage: Eukaryota; Metazoa; Echinodermata; Echinoidea; Temnopleuroida; Toxopneustidae. Gene Ontology annotation, cellular component: plasma membrane. The record is from RefSeq and is a predicted model, not a curated record. Bases 260 to 2134 code for a protein of 624 amino acids. Gene Ontology annotation, molecular function: ATP binding; ABC-type transporter activity; ATP hydrolysis activity.